Messenger RNA from Didymella exigua CBS 183.55, 2760 nucleotides. RefSeq names its product Mis6-domain-containing protein. NCBI's taxonomy places the organism in Eukaryota, Fungi, Ascomycota, Dothideomycetes, Pleosporales, Didymellaceae. The record is from RefSeq and is a predicted model, not a curated record. The transcript is spliced from 8 exons. Gene Ontology annotation, cellular component: nuclear body; kinetochore; cytosol. Bases 222 to 2357 code for a protein of 711 amino acids.
CGGAAUAAUCGUAAGGCGACACAGAACGUGGGCGAAGAGCGGGUGAACAUGUGAGGGACGGCUGGUUGUUUUUGACUCGCUUAAUUAUUUAGCGUCUCAAACUAGGUAGGAAGGCGCGUUCGGUGAAGCCAUGUAAACACCAUAGAUGACGACGCGCCCAAGUGCCCUACCACUAUAGGUCACGACUUGAUUUGUUCAGAACCUAUCAUGAUGAUACCGUGAUGCCAUCUAUUGCUGGACAGCUACCACCGCUCGGCGACGCGCUAGAGUCGUUGCAUAAGGCAUCACAGACUCCUGUAAAGCAGCGGACCGUCAAAGUCUCUGGAGUUGUCGAUGCCAUCUGCCGACACGCGUUUGCCGAUGGCCUUGACGAGGAUGCUUUAGAGACCGUCGUACACAUUGCAGCAAGGAAGACAGAAUUGGAUCAAACAAGUGUGACAACAUUGAUCAAAAAUCUAUACCCUGCGCAGCGAGUAUCCGGCGAUGUCGUUGUCAUCAUUGUAGCCGCACUAGGCCAGGGCCAGGGCAAACCUUCGCCGGGCACUCAGGACAGCCUUGUAAAGUGGCUUGCUUUGGUCCACGAGAUCAUGGAGAACGCCAAUGUCUUAUCGAGGCUAUAUGGCGUCCUUUUUGGGAUGUUGGACAUGAUCAGUAUUAGAACAUCAUUGUGCCAUCUGCUCUCCUUGAUCACUCGGAGGAAGCAUGUGAAACCUUUCAGGAUCCAGCAACUGCUUGAGCUGUCCCGUGGACUUGGUAACGAACCUGCCCUUCAAGGUCUCCUCCGCGUUUACAAAGACUACUACCCGGAUGUCAUCCUCGGAAGCGCUUCCACGAGCCGAAAGUCGUUUGCACCGACUCCUGAUGCAGAGUGGCGAGAGAGGGUGCGUGCGAUUCAGGAAACUCGCACAGCGGCGGACAACCCCACAUCCAAACAACACAACGGCUUCAAGGUCCUGCGGCACGGACCGAAGAGGACUAAGGCAUCGGUGCUGCCUGAUGUCCACACUUAUCAUGCUAUUGAGAGCUCCGUGACACUGGAGGGUAUUGACACGGUGGAAUCUUUCGUAGAGAUGCUUGACAGGAUCGAGCCACCUGGGCAACUGGUCUCUUUUCUGACCGACCCACUUCUGCAGAAGUACGUCGAUUUGAGGCCGUCGCCGGUGGUCUCUGCACGAAUAAGCCUGUGGCUUGCGACAUGCCUGGAAGAUCAGAUCGCUUCUACUGCGCUGAAUGCGGAAGACCCUGCCUUGUUGACUGAAUUGCUUGAUGGUCUUUUACAGCAUGCGCGAUACACCAAGACUCUUCUGCCUAUCGUGCCAGCUUUCCUGAGGGAGUACCUCGCUACUUGGAAUGGCAAUGGAAAUAUCGAGGCUGUGCUAGGUCUACUUGCCUACAUUCCUGGAUCUUCCUUCGAAGACGUCUAUUCCGAAUUCCUUGCUCCAGCAGAGCGCGCGCUACUCAGCAAUGGUAUUUCAUCGUAUACGUGUCUGGCCGGAUUCUACACAGAUAUGCUACAACAUCGUGUAGCUAUACUUGCUCAAGAACAGCCUGAGCGUCGCCAGCCUGCACUCAGCUCGCCGGAACAGCAAUUUCUGAAGGACUCGGUCUCGCACUUUGCGACAUUCUCGACAUCAAUGCUCUUGUCGCCGCCCUCAAGUAUAGGAGCUGAGGUAAUUUCUUCGAUUCUCGCCUACUGGGAGUUGCUUUCCACGUCCUCCAAGCCAAACGUCAUUCCCAUCUUACUCCCACCGAUGCACCUUGUUUAUUAUCUGAUGCAGAGUUCGUCAGCCGAUGUGGUAUCUCGCACUUGUGGCAUCAUUGGAAGUUACAAACAAGCUUUCGACGCGCAUCCCAGGCCGGUCAAGCACUACUACCCUAGCGAGGUCACAGAUGGCCUAAACUGGUGCCUGCGAGAUGUCUACAACUUCUUCUGGGUCGCUCGUGGCCUGGCAGUCGCCGAACAAAAGUCCGUUGGCAUGCAUUGCCAUUCAGUCCUACGCUCGUCACUUGACGCACAUCUGAAAAGACUGGAUCGAAAUUAUGCCAUCAGCCACGUGUUCAACCUAUCUCAUAACGCGUGGCUUGCGUCAAUGUCAUCUGCAGCGUGGCAUGCUCUUGAAGAAGAGGAGAUUGAUCGCCAAGGUCACAAUCGAGCCACUAUCAAAGCACGUAAUGGCCCGGUCACCCAGCAAAGCCUGGCAAGCUUGAAAAACGGAGGCAUCAGCGUGGACUGGGAUGGCGCAGAUGGAUACAAAGUAUUUGUACUCAACUGGCUGGCGGAGAGAGGCCUAGGAGGACUAAGAGCGCUGAUGUUUGCUACCGUCACCGACUUGAAGACAGGUCACGGUACCUCGUAGCGCAAUCACUGCUAGAGCAGGCAAACAGACGAUGAACGCACAAUACCCUAUACUUUCGUGAACACUAUGAUCGUCACUUCCUCGUCAGCCUUCAGCCUCGCAUACUCGGCAACGUUCCACGGCAAGUCGGAAGAGAGACUCAACAGCGAUAUUGGAGUCGCGUGCAACGCGUAUCAUCAGCCACAAGAAGCAGGAUAUUUUUGGUGUUGACCGUGGCCUUGUGGCUGAGCAACGUCAUGUAACGUCUCGGUCCUAUCCGAAAGCGCCGAAGAUGCCGACUUACCCUCUCAACUCUUCACACGACAUCAUCAACAUCGAUGUGACCAAAUUUGGCUGGCGCAAACUUGCUCACAGUAGAAAUACCCGAAAAGAAGACUCACGAUCAAGCUCACCGAAGAUUGAC